AUGACUGCAGGUUCUAGGAUGCGCGCCUGCGCCGCCGCCGCGGUGCUCGCGCUGGCGCUGCUGGCCGUGGCGGUGCGAGCCGAGGACCCUUACCUCUUCUUUGAGUGGAAGGUGACCUACGGGACGAGGUCCCCGAUGGGCGUGCCGCAGAAGAUGAUCCUCAUCAACGACGCCUUCCCCGGGCCCACCAUCAACUGCACAUCGAACAACAAUAUCAUCGUCAACGUCUUCAACCAGAUCGACAAGCCGCUCCUCUUCACCUGGCACGGGAUCCAGCAGAGGAAGAACUCAUGGCAGGACGGCAUGCCGGGCGCCAUGUGCCCCAUCAUGCCCGGCACCAACUUCACCUACAAGAUGCAGUUCAAGGACCAGAUCGGCACAUUCUUCUACUUCCCCAGCAUCGGCAUGCAGCGCGCGGCCGGAGGGUACGGGCUCAUCAGCAUCCACAGCCGCCCGCUCAUCCCCGUCCCCUUCGACCCACCGGCCGCCGACUUCUCCGCCAUGAUCGGUGACUGGUUCACCAAGGACCACACCGUCCUGGAGAAGCACCUCGACACGGGCAAGACCAUCGGCCGCCCCGCGGGGCUCCUCAUCAACGGCAAGAACGAGAAGGACGCCUCCAACCCGCCCAUGUACGAAGUGGAGGCCGGCAAGACGUACCGGUUCCGCAUCUGCAACGUCGGAAUCAAGGCCUCCCUCAACGUGCGCGUGCAGGGCCACAUCACCAGGCUCGUCGAGAUGGAGGGCUCCCACACCGUGCAGAACGAGUACGACUCCAUCGACGUCCACGUCGGCCAGUGCCUCUCCGUCCUCGUCACCGCCAACCAGAAGCCCGGCGACUACUUCUUCAUCGCCUCCACCCGUUUCAUCAAGGAGGUGAACACCAUCACCGCCGUCAUCCGCUACAAGGGAUCCAACACCCCGCCGUCACCCAAGCUGCCGGAGGCGCCUAGCGGCUGGGCAUGGUCCAUCAACCAGUGGAGGUCCUUCCGCUGGAACCUGACGGCCAGUGCCGCCAGGCCCAACCCGCAGGGGUCCUACCACUACGGCCAGAUCAACAUCACCCGCACCAUCAAGCUCUCCACCAGCCGCGCGAUGGUCGACGGCAAGGAGAGGUACGCGCUCAACGGCGUGUCGCACGUCGACGCCCCCACGCCCCUCAAGCUCGCCGAGUACUUCAACGCCAGCAACGGGGUGUUCCAAUACAACCUCAUCGGCGACACGCCACCCAAGGCGGGCACCCCCAUCAAGCUCGCCCCCAACGUCAUCACCACUGAGUACCGUACCUACAUCGAGGUCGUCUUCGAGAACCCUGAGAAGAGCAUCGACUCCUUCCAUCUCAACGGCUACGCAUUCUUCGCCGCCGGCAUGGGACCGGGGCUAUGGACGCCGGACAGCAGGAGGACGUACAACCUCCUAGACACAGUGAGCCGGCACACGAUCCAGGUGUACCCCAGGUCGUGGACGGCGGUGAUGCUCACCUUCGACAACGCUGGGAUGUGGAACUUGAGGUCCAAUCUCUGGGAGAGGUACUACAUGGGGGAGCAGCUGUACGUCAGCUGCACCUCGCCGGCGAGGUCGCUCAGGGACGAGUACAACAUGCCCGAGAACAGCCUCCGCUGCGGCAAGAUCGUCGGCCUGCCGCUGCCGGCGCCAUACAUCAUCGCAUAA
This is a messenger RNA of Lolium rigidum, 1671 nucleotides long. Its product is annotated as L-ascorbate oxidase homolog. The record is from RefSeq and is a predicted model, not a curated record. The transcript has 3 exons. Bases 1 to 1671 code for a protein of 556 amino acids. NCBI's taxonomy places the organism in Eukaryota, Viridiplantae, Streptophyta, Magnoliopsida, Poales, Poaceae. Gene Ontology annotation, molecular function: copper ion binding; oxidoreductase activity.